Daldinia vernicosa is the source of this 1195-nucleotide messenger RNA. Its product is annotated as HAD-superfamily phosphatase. The coding region runs from base 232 to 876 and encodes 214 amino acids. Gene Ontology annotation, cellular component: mitochondrion. The transcript has 3 exons. The record is from RefSeq and is a predicted model, not a curated record. Gene Ontology annotation, molecular function: phosphatidylglycerophosphatase activity. Lineage: Eukaryota; Fungi; Ascomycota; Sordariomycetes; Xylariales; Hypoxylaceae. Gene Ontology annotation, biological process: cardiolipin biosynthetic process.
GUUCCAUUUGAGCCGCAAUAUUACAUAAUACCGACCCGGACCUAAACUGCACAGGAUUUCGUCAAAAUCGGUCAUAGCUACCCGAAUAAUCCGCAAUGUCGCAGCAGUACCUACUGAAAUACAAACUUGGAGGUUCCCGAAACGGUUAAUUAUUCGUUUUAGGUGGUUUUCUUUUCGUACAGGCCGACACGAAUCCCUAUUUGCGGUAUUGUUUUCCCAACCGCAGUUAAUAUGAAUCCCAACCUCUCCGGAACUGUAAACGUCUUUAAACUCCUGACGAAACCAUCACUAUGUCUUCCUCACGCAAUAGCCUCCACAUUCAAUGAUAUACCAACACCUCUCAGCAAAGCAUUCGAAGGUCAAGGCAAGGAAGUAGAUAUCAGGGCCGUAGUACUUGACAAGGACGAUUGCUUCGCUUAUCCUCAUGCCAAUGAGGUAUAUCCUGCUUAUUUGGAAAGAUUCCAGAAACUUCAAAAAGAAUACCCUGGUCAUCGACUACUCAUAGUUUCCAAUACAGCUGGUGCGAGUACUUAUGACCCUGAUGGACGCCUGGCAAAGGAGGUUGAGGCGACUACUGGAAUUCCCGUGCUGUCUCAUAGUGUAAAAAAGCCUGGCUGUGGUGCCGAUAUACUAGCUCACUUCAAAGCCCACCCUGAGGUUGGCGUGACACAUCCAAGCCAAAUUGCUAUCGUCGGAGACCGUCUAAUGACUGACAUUAUGUUGGCCAAUAAGAUGGGUAGCUGGGGCUUAUGGAUCAAGGAUGGUGUCAAACCAUUGGAAAAGAAGAGCAUAUACGCUAAAAUGGAGCAGCGUCUCUGGCCGUAUUUAAUGGCACGUGGUCACCGUGCCUCUAAUCCAAAAUCCCCGUUUGAGUAAUCUCUCCAUAUAUUACGUCAACUCUCUCAGCUUAGAUCGUAUCAGCCGCAAGGCUUGCAGGGUCUUUUUCUCCUAUAUUUGGUGACUACCUGUCAGGUUUUUAUAAUCUCCCAAGCUUAUAUAAGAGGAAAUAUAUCCCUCCACGUACCUAGCAAGUGAGAAUAUUAAGCUCCUUGGCUAAACCUCUCUUUAUCAUUUGCAAUAUUAGGGUGCGGAUAAUGUUUUAGUAGAGACAGCCUAUUAGUAGGUACCUAAUUCUAUUUAUACCUUGUUAAUUUAAUAUGAAGUAUAUCAAGCUACGGUUUAUAUUUAUUUCCAU